Messenger RNA from Drosophila obscura, 1590 nucleotides. RefSeq names its product pupal cuticle protein Edg-78E. NCBI's taxonomy places the organism in Eukaryota, Metazoa, Arthropoda, Insecta, Diptera, Drosophilidae. Gene Ontology annotation, molecular function: structural constituent of chitin-based larval cuticle. The transcript is spliced from 2 exons. Bases 1045 to 1410 code for a protein of 121 amino acids. Gene Ontology annotation, cellular component: chitin-based extracellular matrix. The record is from RefSeq and is a predicted model, not a curated record.
AACCUAUGACUGUGCGACUUCUACUCAAUUAUUAUGAAAGGAAGUCAGUUCUGAUCAUGUUUAUGGGUCAAACAGUGUGUGAUCCGCUUCCCUAUUGAUCAAACAUAUUCCCAGUAAUUAACACCAACUUCAAAAGAUGUUUGCGCAGCUAAUUGUGAAAAGAAAACAAAAGACUUUAGGCGAGACGACAAAAUAUUCGUAUAAAUAAAUAUGUUCAGCCUUAUCGACUAGUUCAUGGCAAUUAAUCAAAUCGACGAAUUUCAAAGUUGUAAAUUAAUUAAAGUCAUAAAUGUAGGGUAUCUGAUGAUCACACACAUUUCAUACUCGUUCAGUUUGUAGAUCAACUGAAGACAGAUGUUCGGCGAUGGCGGCGCUCCAGGUGACAAACCGAUCCGACCUUGCCCAUCUCAAACUCCGACUCCAAAUCUGAGUCCAAAUCUGAAACGAUUUCAACAGCUUUCCACCUGCCACUCAUCUGAGGCCCAGGGCGCCUUCAGCAGCACCCAUAGACUUCCAAUUGAAAGUUGUAACAAUGAAACAGAGUCUGUGCGGAGGGGAAUUUCCGAGCGCCUCGUGAAUGAGUUUUGGGACCGCAUUAAACAACAAUUUUUAUUUGUUAGCAAUUUAACAUUUAGGUGGUGGGGGAUAUGGAUAUUCGUACAGAGACGAUGAUGAUCACUAAAUGCGAAACUGAAACCGAAUUAAAGCAUACAAUAUAAAUUGCUGGCAAAUGACUCAUGUAUUUUAAGCGCAAAAGGCACGAUUAUAGUUGGCGAGUAUUGUCUCCAUUAUUGGUAUAUGAUAAUACAAGUUUUUUCCCUUUUUUUUUUUUUGGCAAUUAUUGCUACCCCUGCCCUGCUGCCAUUGCCAUCCCGAUCGACAGCAUGGAUGCGGCAUGAAACCCGUUUGGCGCCUGUGAACCCGGCAACCCAAGCCCAAGGGUCCCCAUCCAUAUAAAAGACGCACUUGAGCUGAUCGAAUUAAACAGUUGCACCCCAAGCAGCCUCUCCAUAACAUACGAGUAUUCUCCCAAGCGAAUCCAACAUGUACAAAUACCUGUUCUGCCUUGCUCUCAUCGGCUGCGCUUGCGCCGACAACAUCAACAAGGACGCCCAGAUCCGAAGCUUCCAGAACGACGCCUCUGAUGCGGAGGGCAACUAUCAGUUCGCCUACGAGACGAGCAACGGCAUCCAGUACCAGGAGGCCGGCAAUCCCAAUGGAGUGCGCGGUGCCCUGGCCUAUGUGUCGCCCGAAGGUGAGAAAAUCUCCCUGAGCUACACCGCCGACGAGGAGGGAUAUCACCCUGUGGGCGAUCACUUGCCCACUCCACCGCCAGUGCCCGCCUAUGUGAUGCGCGCCCUGGAGUACAUUCGCACGCAUCCCCCAGUAUCCGCUCAGAAGGAUCAGUAAAUACGCUGGGAGCCCCAUAAAGCACCGCCAGCACUAGCACCACCACCACCACCACCGGACUCCAAGCUGCGGCCAGUCAUUGUUAUUUAGAGACAUACAUACAUACAUACAUUCGUACGUUAUUUUAGUAGUUAUCGUUAAUAAAGCCCGUCAAUACAGGAAUUCCCUUUGAUUCCCUUU